AAGGUUGUGGAGGUUCGCGUUAUUUAGUGUAGAAUGUGCUCGGAUGUGCUCAAAAAAUACAUCAUUUGAUUAAGCACAUCCGGCUGCAGUAGGUCGGUACUGUCAAACGCAACGGUGGAGUCUGAAACGGGCACGGGGUGAAGCUUGGAGGUAUCUCGAGCCUCCAUGAGCCUGAGCACCGAGGGAGCGACGAUGGUAACGAUGAGCACGGAGGCGACUGAUAAGGCAGUAACAGUGAUCACCGGUACACCGAAGAAGCUGAUGAUGAACACCAACGGGAAAUGCGACGGCAGCGAAAACGACAAAGAGAAGGAUAGUGAGCGGGAGAAGGAUAAAGGCGGUGAAAUGACUUCCGGAAGUUCUAGUGCUCCCAAGACGGCCGAGGGUGGCGGUGUAGAGAGUGUAAGUUCUAGUGCGACAGUGUCUGCACCGGUGGAGGAAGGAUCCAUUCGGGUUGGCACUAGUAUGGCACCGGCCACAAGCAGCAGUAAAGAUGGUAAGCCAUCGACCACGGCCGGCUCGACAGCCGGUAGCAGCGGACCGGCGGGAAAGAGUGCUGGUCAACCUUCCCAUUCUCACUUAACCCAGACGGCAUUGAGCCAAGAUGCACCAAACAUUUUAGUUUAUAAAAAGAUGGAAGCGAUCGUCGAGCGGAUGCAGGGCGAGGAAGGGGGCGUAUCGGUACGCACCAUCAAAGCUUUCAUGAGCAAAGUACCGUCCGUAUUCACUGGUGCCGAUCUGAUAGCGUGGAUCAUGAAGAACCUCAGCAUAGAAGACGUGAACGAGGCGCUCCAUUUGGCGCAUUUACUCGCAUCACACGGAUACCUGUUCCCGAUCGACGACCACCAGCUGACGGUGAAAAACGACGGCACGUUCUAUCGCUUCCAGACGCCGUACUUCUGGCCCUCGAACUGCUGGGAACCGGAAAAUACCGACUACGCCGUGUACCUUUGCAAGCGUACGAUGCAGAACAAGACGCGCCUAGAGCUGGCCGACUACGAGGCGGAGAAUCUGGCCAAGCUGCAGAAGAUGUUCUCGCGCAAGUGGGAGUUUAUCUUCAUGCAGGCCGAGGCGCAGAGCAAGGUGGAUAAGAAGCGCGACAAGCUCGAACGGAAGGUGCUCGAUUCGCAGGAGCGCGCGUUCUGGGACGUACAUCGUCCGAUGCCGGGGUGUGUCAACACGACCGAGGUCGAUAUUAAGAAGGCGUACCGACGUGGAGCGUCCACGCUCGGGUCAGGUUCGUGCGGAACCGCCGGUAACAGCAAUCCGAUCGAGCAGCUAAGCCGCCAGAUCAAGCUGCUCAAAUUGAAGCUGGAACGGCGCACGAUAAAAAUCUCCAAAGUGGCCGAAUCAUAUAUUUCCUACUUUGAACAGUACAAUGAGUACGAUAGCUUUCUGACACCGCCCGAUCAACCAAAUCCCUGGAUCACGGAUAACACCGAGAUAUGGGACGCCGAUCGUACUGCCAAAGACGUGUCGUUGAAGCGUGUGAAGCGGUGGGGCUUCAGCUUGCGGGAACUUCUACACGAUCCCGUUGGUCGCGAGCAAUUCUCCAAGUUCUUGGAUAAAGAAUUUAGCGGUGAAAACUUAAAAUUCUGGGAAUCGGUGCAAAGCAUGAAAGCUCAACCACAAUCGAAAGUAAAGGAAGCCGCCCAUGCCAUAUAUCUUGAAUUUCUGGCCCCGGAUGCACCAUGUCCGGUGAACGUCGACUCGAAGUCGAUGGAGCUGGCGCGGGAAGCGGUGAGCAGUACGGCGCCACCAAACCGCUGGUGCUUCGAUGUGGCAGCCGCCCACGUGUACCAUCUGAUGAAGAGUGACUCUUACUCACGCUACCUGCGGUCGGACAUGUACAAGGAGUAUUUGAACGGGUCGAAGAAAAAGAUCAAAUCCAUUCCGAACCUGUUCGGUGUGAAGCGUUAAGAACAAGUUUGAAUGUUAACUAAAAUUUCUCGAACGUGGAAUAACGUCCCAAAGUUUCUCCUGUGGAGUAAUGCUGUGUGUUUCUGUGUGUUGAAGGAAAGCGCACUCGUGUGUUGACGUUUUAACUUCUCCCGUGCUUUUCUUAAGUGAAAAGAAAACUGGAUGUGAGACGGAUCGGUGUGCCAUGUUCCCAGUUGCGAUGGAAAAUUGUUCAUAGAACAAUUUCUUUUAAGCCAUAGCUAACGUAGGGGUCAGUAGAGAGGAAGGAAUACAAGCUACGUGUUAAAAAGGAUGCCAUUUGUCGAAUGUAGUUGCCAUGCCGGAUGGAGGGAAACGAACCCCAAAAUCAACCAAAUACAACCAAAACUAAGGAAUUGUUGAUGAAUUUCAUCGAAGAUAGCUUUUAUUUGCAUGCAUGCAGAUAAGUUUGACUAGACAUUAAAGAUGUAUUUCUUUUAGAAUACAGCAAUAGGAAACAAUAGGAAAUAUCGAUAGAAAGGAUCGAGAGCGAAGGUAAUGUGGCUGGACGCAAAGAGAGAGAGAGAAAGAAGGAAAGAGAGUGCAGCAAGAAGUUCACAAAAUAGACGGGUAGAAAGGCCAUUAGCAUUAUACAAAGGAUUAGGUAAUUAAAAUUAAAUUUAAAAAUACAACAACAAGACAAAAGCAAAUGUUAAACUAUAUUAUAAUACAUCAUAUAUAUAUAUACACUCAUACACAUACAGACUCAGAAAACACGAAGAAAACGAAGGCACAAAGUCACAUAAGCAUUAUUGGAAGUUGUAAAACAUUCCUUGGACAAGUCACUAAAAGCGUCGAAAACAGAAUAAGAAGAAAGACGACUCAGACUCAAAAAUACCUAUAGGUUCAACGCCGAUAAUGUUUACAGUGAGGAACCAUAAGUGAGAAGAACUAAUAAUAGGAAUAGCAGUAGUAUUGAUAAAUAUUAUUAACUGAAACGGAAUAGAAAAUAUAACAAUACUACCGAACACGUUAGCAAAAGAAUGCAAU
Anopheles coustani is the source of this 2928-nucleotide messenger RNA. Its product is annotated as regulator of G-protein signaling 7-like. The record is from RefSeq and is a predicted model, not a curated record. Bases 166 to 1920 code for a protein of 584 amino acids. Lineage: Eukaryota; Metazoa; Arthropoda; Insecta; Diptera; Culicidae. The transcript has 6 exons. Gene Ontology annotation, biological process: regulation of G protein-coupled receptor signaling pathway; intracellular signal transduction; G protein-coupled receptor signaling pathway.